Messenger RNA from Procambarus clarkii (red swamp crayfish), 369 nucleotides. RefSeq names its product NEDD4-binding protein 2-like 1. The record is from RefSeq and is a predicted model, not a curated record. Lineage: Eukaryota; Metazoa; Arthropoda; Malacostraca; Decapoda; Cambaridae.
AUGGUUCUAAUGCGAGGACUGCUAGGCUCUGGAAAAUUCACAUUAGCGAUAAAACAGAAGGGCACGACUGGUGUCAUUCUGUCUACAGAUAGUUAUUUUUACAAUACACGUGGUAAAUAUGGCUAUGAUCCUUCGAGGAUUGGCGAUGCUCAUCAGUGGAAUAAACAAAGAGAACACCAGAAACUACAGGACGGCAAAACCUCCAUAAUACUUGAUAAUACCAAUUUACAGACAUUGGAAAUGAAACCAUAUGUUAAACUUGGCCUUCAAUAUGACUAUGAGGUUGACAUUUUGGAUGCAGAUACGCCAUGGAAGCUUAAUCCAGAUGAACUUGCCAGAAGAAAUUCACAUGGGGUGCCAAAAAAAUAA